CACCCACAAUCCACAUCCUUUCCAAUCACUUUUACCUUUCAUUCUUUUCCUCCACCUAAAAACCCACUUAGAAAGAUUCUUCAAUCGCUUAAUUGUUUCCUAAUUCCUACACGCUGCUAAUCUCAUGAUGGACCUCAAGUUUGCCGGCAAGCCCAUACCCGCUACCCCUUCGGCUGACCUGGACCAGAUGCCGGACACCCCCCGUGCCCCCCACUCCGAUACCUUCUUCCGGUUCCCCGACCUCGACGACAUCCUCCUCGAUGACGUUGUGGCUGACCUCAACCUGGACCUCCCCCCCACCCCGCCUUCCCUCCUCUCCAAUGCACCGCCUCCGCCAGCCAAGGCCGACGUAGCAAGGCCCGGAGCCCAUUUGAGGAGCCUGUCGAUGGACGCUGACUUUUUUGAGGGGCUUGGGUUGGACGCGCCGCCGCCGGGGGCGGAAGUCGGCGCGGGACCCAGACACAAACAUAGCAAUUCAAUGGAUGGGUAUUCCAGCGCGACGUCGUCGGAGGUGGACUCUAAUCAGAAAAAGGCAAUGGCCGCUGAUAGGCUCGCAGAGCUUGCCUUGAUUGACCCCAAGAGAGCCAAAAGGAUUCUUGCAAAUAGACAAUCAGCAGCACGGUCGAAAGAGCGGAAAAUUCGUUACACAAGUGAGCUGGAGAGGAAGGUGCAGACUCUGCAGGCUGAAGCAACCACACUAUCGGCUCAGAUUACAUUGUUGCAGAGAGAUACUACUGGCUUGACAGCUGAGAACAAGGAACUCAAACUAAAGUUACAGGCUAUGGAGCAGCAAGCACACCUCAGAGACGCUCUGAAUGAAGCACUGAGGAACGAACUGCAACGACUGAAG
Messenger RNA from Sesamum indicum (sesame), 850 nucleotides. It is a transcript of the gene VIP1, whose product is annotated as VIRE2-interacting protein 1. NCBI's taxonomy places the organism in Eukaryota, Viridiplantae, Streptophyta, Magnoliopsida, Lamiales, Pedaliaceae. Gene Ontology annotation, biological process: regulation of DNA-templated transcription. The record is from RefSeq and is a predicted model, not a curated record. Gene Ontology annotation, molecular function: DNA-binding transcription factor activity. Gene Ontology annotation, cellular component: nucleus.